AUGGCGCCGUCCCUCGAAGAAGCCUCCAACACGACCGGCGAAGCAGCGCUCGAAGCGCCACUCAAGCAAGCACCCAAGCUCGUCGCACCCGAACCCGAACACUGCCCUGGUCCGGAGUCACAACAAGCAGGCAAGGCAGAUUCAUGUGCGGGGUGCCCUAACCAAGCCAUCUGCGCCUCGGCACCCAAAGGCCCGGACCCGGACAUACCAGUCAUCACGGCGCGGCUCGCGGAGGUGCAACACAAAAUCCUGGUGCUGUCGGGCAAGGGCGGAGUGGGCAAGAGCACGGUGUCGGUGAUGCUGGCGCACGCGCUGGCAGCGAACCCGGACAGCGCGGUCGGGUUGAUGGACACGGAUAUCUGCGGACCUAGCAUUCCAAAGAUGAUGGGCGUGGAGGCGGAGAGCAUACACGUUACGGGGACUGGAAUGGAGCCUGUGUGGGUGGCGGAUAACCUGGGGGUCAUGUCAGUCCAGUUUAUGCUGCCGAACCGGGACGACGCGGUCAUCUGGCGCGGACCGAAGAAGAACGGCCUCAUCAAGACGUUUCUGAAGGACGUGUCAUGGGGCGUGCUAGACUACCUAGUCGUGGACACGCCGCCAGGCACGUCGGACGAGCACCUCAGCGUCAACAGCUUCCUCAAGGAAGCAGGCGUCGACGGCGCCGUGCUCGUCAGCACGCCGCAGGAAGUCGCGCUGCUGGACGUGCGCAAGGAAGCCGACUUCUGCCGCAAAGCGGGCAUCCGCAUCCUCGGCAUCGUGGAGAACAUGUCGGGCUUCGUCUGCCCGAACUGCACGCACCGCAGCGACAUCUUCCGCGCCUCGACGGGCGGCGCGCGCCGCCUGGCCAAGGACCUCGACAUCCCGUUCCUAGGCGCUAUUCCGCUCGACCCGCGUAUCGGCAUGGCGUGCGAUUAUGGCGAGAGCUUCCUCGAUGCGUAUCCUGAUAGCCCGGCCUGUAAGGGCAUUCGCGAUGUCGUGCGCGCCGUGGGCGAGCAGAUGGGUUUGGAUCCCGAUGAUGUGCUGCCGGAGCCAGAAGAGGAGGCGGCGGCGGAGGCGCUCGAAGAGGGCGCGAAGGUCGCCGCUGAUUGA
Messenger RNA from Aplosporella prunicola CBS 121167, 1089 nucleotides. RefSeq lists its product as uncharacterized. Gene Ontology annotation, molecular function: ATP-dependent FeS chaperone activity; 4 iron, 4 sulfur cluster binding; ATP binding. Gene Ontology annotation, biological process: iron-sulfur cluster assembly. NCBI's taxonomy places the organism in Eukaryota, Fungi, Ascomycota, Dothideomycetes, Botryosphaeriales, Aplosporellaceae. The record is from RefSeq and is a predicted model, not a curated record. Gene Ontology annotation, cellular component: cytosol. The transcript has a single exon. The coding region runs from base 1 to 1089 and encodes 362 amino acids.